This is a messenger RNA of Ceutorhynchus assimilis (cabbage seed weevil), 4005 nucleotides long. Lineage: Eukaryota; Metazoa; Arthropoda; Insecta; Coleoptera; Curculionidae. The record is from the annotation of a GenBank genome assembly.
CAAAAACGAAACUUAACAACAAACUGGAUUUGAAAUUUGUUUAAACAGAAAUUAUUUGUUGAAAAAUCAAUCUUUAUUAUAAAAUAAUGUCCUUAAAGCGACAUAAAUCAUCAUUCGAUGAAAUCAGUACCCAGCUGGUCCCUGUAGAAGAAGCUUCAACAAAACAGUCUCAAGAAGAAAAAUGUUCGGGUUCAACAGAAGAGUUCCGGGACGAUGUGAACGUUUUGUGGGACUACAAUUCGCCUCAAUCAAAACCGAAAUCCAAGGGACGGACAUCAGACAAAAAGAAACUCAAAUUGGAAAAUUACAUCAUGAGUCCGAGAGCGCCUCUGAGAAGACAUUUGUCUGACAACGACAAACAAAUAAUAAAGCAGGAUUUUUGUAAGUUGCGAGAGGAAAUGAAAGCCCUAAAAGCUGCACUUGCCAAGCCUGAUCACGAAACGAGUCUUGUGAUAUCUCCUAGAGAGGAGAGGUUUUUUAAAAUUGAUUUAGAAGAGUCUCCUCCGGAUGAUUUUGAUGAUAUUAUGAAUUUUGAUCCGUUUGAUGACAAUAUGGAUAAUCAAUUAUUAACUUUUAGUCAACAAAUUGAAGAAAAUCCUAUUAACUGUGAUAUAAAUGGGACAAAAGUGAAAUCGAGGCUUGAAAAACCUGAUGUUUUUAAUGAUUCUUUUGAUAAUGCUAUGGGCGAUUUUGAUUCGGACAUUUUGGAUCAGAUGACUCAAGUUAUGGAUAUUGAACAAGCUAAAAAUGCUAGUGAUAAUAAACAAACUGUAACAUUCUAUCAUUCUCCAGGAAAGAGCACACAGUGUAUACAAAGUUUUAAUAGUGAAUUAUCUCAAGAAAAACUACAAGAAAUUGAAAAAAAGAGACUGGAGGCUUUGGCUAAAUUAGAAGCAAAAAAACGUCUGAACCCAAAUAGAACUGCUACACAAGAAAAUAAGCAUGUACCAAAUUUCAAAUGUGACAGUAAAAGUGAAUUGUCUGAAGAAAAGCUACAAGAAAUAAUCGAAAAGAAGAGACUGGAGGCUUUGGCUAAAUUGGAAGCGAAUAAAAAACGUCUUGAUCCUGAUAAAACUGUUGAAAUUGCAACAUUUUCACCAGAAAAACACAAUUUCCCUUGCAUCUCCAAAGAUGAAAUUGAAAAGAAGAGAUUAGAGGCCAUGGCAAAACUACAUGCUAACAAAAAACGUGUUGAGCCCAAUAAACCCAAAGUCACAGAUAUUAUUCAUUGUACGCCAGAAGACAGGACAACAAAACCAGUGCAAACUUUUAAUUUUGACAAUAACUUGCAAGAAAUUGAAAAGAAGAGAUUGGAAGCUCUAGCUAAAUUAGAAGCUAAUAAAAGACGCCCCGAAUCCAAUAAAGCUCCUGAAAGUACAUCAUCAUCAAAUUCUCCUCUGCACUGCACACCAGAAGAAAUCGAGAAAAAGCGCUUAGAGGCGCUAGCAAAACGCGAAGCCAAAAGACAGCAGGAUAUUAUUGAAAAAAAGAAGCUAGAAGCCUUGAAACGUCGAGAAGAAAGCCGGAAAAAAAUGCAAACUAAGAUUUUUUGAAUUGUCUACAAUAAGGUUUAAUUUGAGACAAGAAUUAUAUUAGCCAAAAGAAGCCCUAUCCAUCCUUUGUCAUAGAUAAAAACUGUUUUUUUUUUUGUGUCUAACAACUUUUUUUUAUCUCUAGUAGGGUGUUUUGGAGUUGUCAAAGGAUACAUUAAUUUAGAAUUUUAGAUCAAAAUACAAGAAAUGCCAUAUAAAUAUUUGCAAAACACAAAAUAUUUUUAUAAGAAUAACAAUUAGAUAUUUUACCUGUACGCUUCUGUAGAUUGGCUUAAAAUGUAGCUGUAGACGGUUCGUUUCUCAAAGUCUUCUUUGUCUUGACAGUAUAUUGUUUGAUUGUAUUUCCAUUGGUGUAAUAACACAGUUGUUUUGAUAAGUUAUUUUUUUAUGAAUAAAUCAAUUUAAUAUGUUCGAAAAAUCUUUUAAACUUUUUGAAAAACUGUCACGAAUAGUGUUUUACUGUAGAAAAAGAUUGGGGUUUAUGGUACCUGAAUUUCAAGUUGAUCCAAUGAAAAACAACAUGAGAUUUUCUUGAAAAUCAACUAUCCAGAACUCGACUUAGAAAAUGUACUGGGAAACUAAUAUUCCUAUUCACAUAUUAUCUUAUCCAUGACUGAAAUGAAACAAAAUAAUUUCAAAAUCAAGAAAAAAAAAUAAAUUUAUUUAAUCACUCUUAUAAAUCCCAAGCGAAUUAUCCUUAAAAUUAAUAACAAUAACACUAAUAUUAUCCAUGCUGCCUUUAUAGUACGACUGUAACGUUAUACUUUUAGCUCCAUAAUCAGGUUCAUCAAGUCGUUCUUUGAUAAAAUUCACAGCGUCUUCAUUCGAAAAUAUAUCCCAUAAACCAUCAGAAGCCAGUAUGAGAAAUUGCGGUUUGUGAUCUUUCAAUUCAAAAGUGAGUAUAUCUGGAUCCGCUAUGACCAGCUUUUUGUCUUUUAAAGGAUAAUCUCCUAAAGCUCUGGAAGUAGCUAAAAUCCCAGCUACUCUCCAAACACCGUUGAAAGUUACAAAACCUCCUGCUUCUUUUAUGCGCUUUUUUUCCCGCAUUUGCUGUGGCUUGUGGUCGAAUGACAAAGGUAUGGCGUUGCCUUUGCUGUCGCACAUAACUCCUCUGGAGUCUCCAACAUUUGCCACGUAGAGUUUGCUACCUUCUAAUAGAGCUAUGAGAGCUGUAGUGCCGGCAACAUCGAAAGAUUUUUUGGCUACUUCAACUAAUCGCUCGUCAGCAGCUAAUACUUCAUCUGUUAUAAGUUUUUCAUAGUUUACUAUGCCAAAUUUGUCAAAGUACGAGGUUAUGGGUACUUUUUUCAUGCUAGGAGUUAGUUUUAAUGGGCGAGUAUCUCUUGUUAUUGGCUUGAUUGUAUCAAGUUUGCUCAAAAUUUCAUUGUCAGUUAUUUCUUUUGGGAUUUUUAUGCAUUCAUCUGUUGUGGAGCUUGUUCUUCUAAAGCUUUUGCGUCUUUCAGUUGCUGGUGGCAAUGCCUGCGGCUUUUUUUCUUCAACAAUUUCCUCUUUAUCACAGUUCAUUGGUUCUUUUUCUAUAGGGUUUCCGCUAAUUAAAUUCUUAAUUUGUACCACUUUGUUAGUUAAAUUGUUGAUUAAUUUCUCUUUGGCAUAAUUGGCUGCAAACUCUCCACCGUGCCCAUCAAAUACUGCAAACAAUGCUACUCCUGUAUUGUUGAUGUUAUCGUUUAUAACAAAUCUGUCUUCCAUUUUAGGCCUGCGGCCUUGUAUAGCAUAGGCUGCAAUAGGUCCAACUUUCAUUUCCCAACUUUGCUUUUCGGCAUCCCACAUUCCCAACUUGUCCAUUUUCAUUCUGGGUUUGUUGAUGGUGUACUGCAGCCUCCCUAACAAAUUACGACUCCAUAGAUCGAGGGCUUGCAUAUAGAAAUAAAGUAAAAAAAGCAUUGUUCCAAAAAUAAUCAAUUCGGGUUUUAGAAAAUAGGUCUUCACUAGUCUCCAUAUGGAUGAUAUGUAAUGGGUUUGUGUUUGAGUUAUAUGGGAGAGUUUUAAUGGGACACUCCAUGCUAGUUUAGACAUGAUUCUCAUGUGUGAAACGUAGGUUUGGUAGAUGAUUCGAUCGUCGAGUUCGUCUUCCAUUUUAACAGUCGAAAAUUUACUUUGUAAAAAUAUGUCGAGACGGUUAAUUUGGACGGCAUUUAGGUAUUUUCGCUGCACAUCGUGAUGCUACAAAAAUAUUAAGCGACAAAAGCUAAAAUUAGACUUUUUUUUUUUUUGUGGUUUUAAAUUAAAAUUAGGCUAACCUUUAUUAAUGCAUCACUGGCGAAGCUUGUUGAUUAGUUGAAUGGACUAUUUGGAACGCUAUCCGACUAUUCAAACACUUCGUCUAAGCAUUUCUAAACUUAAAUUUACGGAAAAAUGUAUUAUGAAACAGGAUUUGUGUUUAUUUUUGGAUAUUUCCCGCUUUUCCUCCCACUACCCCUCAACAUGAUUA